AUGGCUCCUCAACGCAAGUACUACACUGUUGGCGUGUCCAAUAAAUUCUCGGCCUUUGCGGACAAUGCCAGCGAAGGAGGGGACUCUUCCGGUGAAGAGGAUGUGAUUCUCUCCGCUCCUCCAGCGCCCACAGCGGAAAAGGAAAACACCGGCGGGCGGACGCUGACGGGAAAUGCCGGCAAGAAAAGCGGCAACGAGGGCGUCUCUGCUCACCACGCUUCCGAACGCCGACCCCGAACUACCACUGGAGCGCGCAACGAGCGCUUCCCGCGCGACGAGAACGGUCCUCCGCGCGGCCGCGGCGGCCGCUUCCCGCGCGGAGGCCGCCCGGCGUACCUGGGCGGGCGCCAGGGCGCCGAGGGUGAAGUGAGCGAGGAGACUGGCGAGGGUCAGCAGGGCGUCGUCGAGGACGGAUACGGCGGGUACUCGCGCCGCGGCAACUUCCGCGGCGGCAGGGGCCGUGGAGGCCGCGGCGGCCGCGGCGUGCAUGACCGCCACACCGCCGCCUCCAUGGGCGGGCGCGACCCCAAGAAGGGCGGCGGCGGCGCGCACAACUGGGGUGACGACGAGCGCGUCGCUGCCGAGGGCGGUCAGGAGCAAAAGAGAGAGGAGGAGAAGGAAAAGCGCGUCGACGGCGAAGAAGUCGAAGAGGGCGAGAAGAAGGAGGGUGAGGGAGAGGUAGCCGAGGCUGAGGAGGAGAAGAAGGGCGAAGAGGUUCUAGACUUCGAGGCGUACAAGAAGAUGCUCGAGGGAAAGCGCCAGAACCUGCCUAACUUCAUCACGAAAUCGAACAAGAAGAUCACGACUGACCAAGAGCUCGAGGCCGAGGGGUACACUCUCCACGUGAAGGAAGGCCGUGAGGAGGAGGAAGAGGAAACCGCUUCUGAGGAGGAAGGCGAAGAGCCGAAAAAGAAGACCAUGAACGUGUUCGAGUACAUCCACAACGGAGGCGGCCGCGUCAACCUCUUCCCCAGCAGAAGGAGGGGCCGAGGAGGCCCUGCAGGAGCGCAAGGCGGUCGCGGCGAGGGCUACCGCGGAGGCCGUGGCGGCCGCGGGGGAUUCGGCAAGAGCCGUGACGCCCCCGAUAUUCAGGACGAGCGCGCCUUCCCCAGCUUGGGCGGCAGAUAA
Messenger RNA from Besnoitia besnoiti, 1128 nucleotides. RefSeq lists its product as uncharacterized. Gene Ontology annotation, molecular function: RNA binding. NCBI's taxonomy places the organism in Eukaryota, Apicomplexa, Conoidasida, Eucoccidiorida, Sarcocystidae. The record is from RefSeq and is a predicted model, not a curated record. Gene Ontology annotation, cellular component: nucleus; cytoplasm. The transcript is spliced from 4 exons. Bases 1 to 1128 code for a protein of 375 amino acids.